Messenger RNA from Dermacentor albipictus, 28548 nucleotides. RefSeq names its product dystonin-like protein short stop (gene shot). Gene Ontology annotation, biological process: intermediate filament cytoskeleton organization; cytoplasmic microtubule organization; wound healing. Lineage: Eukaryota; Metazoa; Arthropoda; Arachnida; Ixodida; Ixodidae. Gene Ontology annotation, molecular function: microtubule binding; structural molecule activity; calcium ion binding. Gene Ontology annotation, cellular component: membrane; cytoskeleton; intermediate filament. The record is from RefSeq and is a predicted model, not a curated record.
AAAUUGCGUAGCAGGUCGCGCGCGCGGCGGCCGCUCGUUACGCUGCGAGCGCCUACGCGAAGCCCGGCGGAGACCGACGCCGCGGACUCUCCCUCUUCCGGUUAGGCCUACACGCCUUUCCCCAUUGCGAAAGCGUCGUCCGUGUAUGGCCGUGGGAUCAGCGUCGGCGGCCAGCAGCAGCAGCAGCCUGGAAAACCAGUGAAGCGUCGGAUGCGGCGGCCCGUCCGGCGGCCGGAGCAGUGCGUGUAGUGUGGCAGUGUGUGGCAGUGCGAGCAAUCGUCGCUAGUGGGGCCGCAGCGUGCGCGAUGUGAGCGCGCAAAGCUGGCCAAGCCCCGGUCGCGCAGCUGGACGGACUGCCUGGUGUCCGGCCCGUGGCCGGCGCCACCGCCGCAGCGCUCGGUGUCGUCGCUGCUCUCGGCGGCCGGCGGCGGGAGAGGCCUCGCCGCCGCUGGCUCCUGGUACGGCUCCUUCGGCUCGCACGCCGCGCCCAUGGACCUGGGCCCGAGCCUUGCCGAGUGGACGCGCGAGCAGCCGCUCAGCAUCCUGCAGUUGGACCCGGCCGAUCGGGCCGUACUCCGCAUCGCCGACGAACGAGACGCGAUCCAGAAGAAGACCUUCACCAAGUGGGUCAACAAGCAUCUGAUCAAGCACUGGACCUUCCUGGAGGCCAACAAGCGCGUGGAUGAUUUGUUCGUGGACCUCCAGGAUGGCCACAGUCUGCUCUCGCUGCUGGAGGUCCUCUCUGGUGAGACGCUGCCCCGCGAGAAGGGCCGCAUGCGGUUCCACAUGCUGCAGAACGUGCAGACGGCGCUCAACUUCCUUCGCUACCGCAAGGUCAAGCUGGUCAACAUCCGCGCCGAGGACAUCGUCGACGGGAACCCCAAGCUCACGCUGGGGCUCAUCUGGACCAUCAUCCUGCACUUCCAGAUCUCUGACAUCACAUUCACCCAGAACAACGAGAACCUAACUGCAAAGGAUGCUCUCCUUCGCUGGGCUCAGCGAACUACCGACCGAUAUCCAGGCGUCAAGGUGCGGGACUUCACCACCAGCUGGCGUGAUGGAUUGGCCUUCAAUGCUAUCAUUCAUCGAAACCGACCCGACCUCGUGGACUUCCGUUCGUGUCGGACACGAACAGUCCGCGAGAACCUUGAGGUGGCCUUCUCUGUGGCUGAGCGAGAGCUCGGUGUCACAAGGCUGCUGGACCCCGAAGAUGUGGACACCCCCCAGCCCGAUGAAAAGUCCCUCAUCACAUACAUCUCCUCGCUGUAUGAUGUGUUCCCUGAGCCAGCGAGCCACCACCCGUUUGCGGAAGACGAGAAGCUGCGCAAGGCAGAAGAGUACCGGGACCUCUCGAGCAACCUCCACACGUGGCUGCGCCAGAGUACGGCAUUGUUGCAGAGCCGCAGCUUCCCACCCACGCUCUCCGAGGUGAAGCAGCUGCAGACGGAGAACGUGCGCUUCCGCCAAGAGGAGGUGCCCCCACGGCUGCAGGACAAGCAGCGGCUGACCAAGCUGUGGCGUGACGAAGUGCACUCACUGGUGCGGGAGCAGCGGCUGCACGUGGAUGUCGAGCUCACACCCGACAACCUCGAGGCAUCCUGGCAGCGCAUGCUGGCCGCACAUGCUGACCGGGAGCGGGCUCUGCGGGAUGAAGCAACGCGGCUCGAGAAGCUGCAGAGGCUAGCUGAGAAGGUCCAUCGCGAGGCCAAGAACUGCGAUGCUCGCCUGGACGAUGUGGAGCGGCGCAUAUCGGAGGAGGAGCCACGGCUUGGGCGGCUGCAUCCGGCCGACGCCAAGCGCGUCUGCGACCAGGUGGACCGUGACUUGCGCCACAUUGAGGACACCCUCAAGGCUCUAUUCCGAGAUGUGCAGCUGCUUUUUGAUGGCCGUUAUCACCGGGCUUCAGAGCUGCACAAGCUGGUCCAGAAAUUGCACCAGCGCUGGUCAGACCUCCGGCUGGCAUACCAGCAGCGGCUGCUGGCACCGCUCUCGAGCAAGCAGUACAAGCUUGAGGAGCGAAAGGUGACCAAGCAGCGGCAGGUGAUCUCUGAAAGCCGGCUGGUGGAGACGCACGAGUACCUCAAGUUCCUGCAGAGCUGCCUCGACUGGGUGCAGGAGAAGCUGCGACAGCUCGAGACCGUUGAGUGGGGCUGUGAGGUGCCUGCUGUGCAGUCAGCCCUAGAUCGGCACCAGGCCGACCACCGGCUCAUCGACCAGUUCCAGAAAAAUGUGGACAUGUGCAUCUCGAGGCAGGGACACUUUGAAGAAGGCAGUGAGGAACGUGCGCAGUACCAGAAGCAGCUGGCGCAGCUGGAGCGUGACUACUCUGAGCUGCUGGUGCUGUCCAACAAGCGACUGAGCGACCUGGAUGCGCUGCUCGAGUUUGCCCAGUCAGCAGCCGCCGAGCUGCGCUGGCUGCAGGAGCGGCAGCAGCCAGAGAUCAUGCGUGACUGGAGCAGCCCGACCCUGAACCUGGUCGAGCUGGAGCACCAUCAAGGGACGCUGACAGCCGAGGUUGAGGCACGCGAGUCGGCCUUCAAUGCAACGCUGGACCAGGGGUCAUCCCUCGUGCGCCAGCAGCACCCAGCCGCACGCGCUAUCGAGGCGCAGCUUAGCGCACUGCAGGCACAGUGGGCUUGGCUGCUCGAGCUGCUGCGCGCCCUAGAGGCCCAUCUGCGACAUGCCGCGCACUACCACCAGUUCUUCAAGGAGGCUCGCGAGUGCGAGCAGUGGUUGCAGCGCGGAGAGGAGAGACUCAACACGACUUUCAGCCGACCCAGCUUCUCGCUGGAAGAGGGCGAGCGGCUGCUGCAGCAGAUGCAGGAGCUGCGCGAGGACUUGGCACGCUACGCGGGCAUUGUGAAUGCGUUGCUCGAGCGCUCUCGCCAGGUGCUGCCCCUCAAGCAGCGGCGUGCACCGUUGCCCCGUGCUCUGCGGGUCACUGCUGUGUGCAGCUACAGCCAGCUGAAUAUGACGGUGGCUCGUGGUGAGCAGUGCUGGCUGCAUGACAACACCCAGCGGGACCGAUGGAAGGUGGCCAAUGCCAAGGGACACGAGGGCCAAGUGCCGGGUGUCUGCUUCAUGAUCCCACCUCCCAACCAAGAGGCUGUUGAGCUGGCCGAGAGCCUCAAACGCAAAUACGACCUUGUGGUGAAGCUGUGGACGAAGAAACAGCAUAAGCUGCGGCUCAACAUGAUCUUUGCCACCAUCAAGAUUGUCAAGGCCUGGGACCUCAAGACGUUCCGGGCUAUGGAGCCAAACCAACGCGAGUCGAUCAUUCGUGCACUCAACGAAGAUGCCGAGAAGCUGCUUGCUGAAGGCGACCCAACCGACCCCGACAUGCGACGUCUCCGUGAAGAAAUUCGUCUCUGCAACAAGUUGUUCGAAGAUCUCAUGGCCAAGCUCCGUGAGGAAGAAGCUGAGAAGUCACCCGAGAGCCCAAGUCGCCGCUUCGCAGACCUCUCAGCUCGGCUGGAGAAACUGCUGCAGGAGAAGGAGCGCACAUUGAACUCGCGGGUACAGGCACACAUCCCACGAGACAUCGACAGCCUCGAUGCCCUCGUGGUGCAGCACAAGGAGUUUGAAGAAGGCCUGCAGGAUCUGGAGCCACAGGUGGCCGAGAUGCGGGUGGCCUUCAAGCAGAUGACCAAAAAGACUCCGACGACCCAGGAUCGGCAUGAUGGGGUGGUGCGCCUCUGGGAUCGCAUCUGGAAUCUCUCUCACCUAUAUGUCGAGCGGCUCAAGGCUGUGGAGAUAGCCAACCACGGCCUUUCAGAGGCAACAACGUUUGUUUCGUCCGUUGAAGAACAGCUUGCCGCGCAGGGUCCAAUGCCCGAAGAGCAGAGCGCCCUGAGGCAGGUGCAUGAAGAUCUGGUGGCACUGCAGUUGGAGCUCCAGCAGCAGCAACCUCAGCUGGACCGGCUCGCUGAAGAUGUGGCCAGUGUCCGAAAGGUGACAGAACGCUCCCGCCCCAGUGCCUAUUCACAUCCAGAUGUCCGUAAACUGGAGGAUGACCUGCGCAAAGUUGUGCGCCGUUGGGACAAUGCAGCCAACCAGCUGGCCGAACGGCUGCGCAGCUGUGAGGCAGCCUCGGAGCUGCUGCGUGCCUACCGGAACAAAAUGGACGAAGAGAGGAACUGGGCAAGCCAGGCGACAGUGCGGGUGAAUGCGGUGAAGACGGCUCGCCCCUCCGUGGAUCGGCAGCAGGCUCUGGACCUGUACACUGAGGUCAGUGGCAGGCGGCCGCGCAUUGAGGAGGUGAACGUGCUGGGAGGAAGGUUCACCCGUGAGGCCCAGAUCUAUGGCCUGCGGCUGCAGCGCUUUUCCGAGGGCCUCGAGCAAGACCACCCGAGCCUGGAUGGCAGCCUUGCCGCAAAACGGCGCCGGAUGGAGAUGGCGCCUGAUGGGAGCGGUGGAGUGGCAGCUGAAGUGAAUGAGCUCAAUGCUCGCUAUCUUUCCCUGGCUGAGGACCUGGCAAAAGCACUUGACCAGCAGUGCACUGCCGUGCUGACAGAGACUAGUGCAAUCAAGACGCUGACGAAGACAAGGGAGUUCAAGACUUUCACUGAGACCAGUGCUCCCAGGACAUUCACUGAGACUGGUGCACCCCGCACACCACAUGCUGAGGAAGCAGCAGCCGAUCAAGUGGCUUUACCAGAGAUUGUCCGAAGUGGUGCCUUGAGGACAGAUCGCUGGGUGUUUGUGGACAUAGCCACAGGACGAGAGUACAGUUUGGAUGAAGCUUUUGCCAAAGGGCUUCUCGAUUCAAGGCUCAAGGCAGCUCUCCUGGAACCCUGUGGCAUCAGAGAUGCCUCGGGGACUGAGCUGAGUUUGCGUGCUGCCAUUGAUAAAAAGUUGUAUGACCCCAAACGGGCCACUCUUCUGAGCCCCAAAAGUGGCCGACCAGUCACUGUCGAGGAAGCCAUUCAGCUCGGCAUCAUAAAGCGCGAGAAAGUGGUGUACUUGCUUAGGCUUCGUUUGGUCAGGGUAACUGAGCUGUCACUAGCCGAGGCGCGCGACAGGGGCUUGGUGAAUCUAGUGACUGGCUUCAUCAACGAUCCCAAUACUGGAAUACCGGUAUCACUUGAUGAGGCGUUUGCUAAGGGUUGGUUGGUACGAGAACGAGUUGAGGAUAGUGAGGGCAUGACUUUGUCAUACGCUUUAGACACUGGGCUGGUGGAUGAUACCACUGGGAAGCUGAGAGACCAGCAUUCAGGAGACCGGUACACACUGCGAGAGGCACUUGCCCAGGGCCUUCUGUCUGCAGACACUGCAGAAGUUGUGGACACACGUGAGGGUGCCUUGGUGACGCUGCCUCAAGCCCUUCAUGAUGGACUGUUGUUGGAUACAGGUCGAUAUGUAAACGCUGCCACACAAGAACAGUACACACUGGCUGAGGCACGAAAGCUACAGCUGCUGACCCCUUCUUUGACUCUCAAGGAUGCCCAUGACCGCAGUCUGUUAGAUGAGGAUGGCCAGGUGAAAAAUCCCUGGACGGGCACCUGGAUGACUCUUCUCGAAGCCAUUGCUAUUGGUCUGCUGGACCCGUAUGUGAAGUGCAUUGUGCACCCCAGAACACAGGAGGCACUGUCACUUUCUGAAGCCCUCGCACAGGGAGUCAUCACGCCAGAUGGCAAGUUUGUCAAUCUGGUGACACGUGAAGUGCUUACUCUCAGCCAGGCAGUGCGCCUUGGCCUUGUUACAUCGGUUUGUCAAAAAACAAUAUUCAAUGUCUCAGCCUUCCAGGACCCCAUAUCAGGUGAGAGUCUCAGUUUCAAUGACGCUGUAGCGCAAGGCCUUUUGAAUCCCAAAACUGGUGUUCUCACAUGGAAAGAUACACGGCGAAAAAUUCCUUUUGAAAAGCUGGUUGAAGAGCAAAUUAUGCAGCCACAAAUUUUUGAAAUGUUCCGCAGGAGAAUUGGCUUGAAGGAUGACAGUGGGCAAGAGCUGAUGCUCUCAGAUGCCGUGUUUAAGGGUCUGAUUGACCCAAACACUGGCCAGAUACGAGACAGAAAAACAAAGCUUCCCAUCCCCUUGAAGGAGGCACUUGCAAAGGGUGUAAUCACUCCUGAGGGAGCAGCACUCCUGCGCGGCCUGCUGAGAAUCACAGUAAGCACUGCCACUGUGACCAAGACUAUCACUCGCUAUGUUACUGUUUCAUCACAUGGCUCUCAGGAUGCACCGCUGACUGCGGAGGAUCAAACACUGCAGGAAGCUGUGCAAAGUGGCCUGCUCGGUCCUGAGACGGAGUGGCCUGCAGACAUGGGUGACCUCGCCAAGCGAACGCCUAUAACCCCAGAGCCCGUUCGUAGAACUGAGGCCCACCUGAUGUAUGAUGACACACAAGAUGUGGCUGGGGAAAGAACUGUGUUGCAUAGCAGCAGAAAGGUUAUUGACACACAUUUGCUCACAAUAGGACAACAUGGCGACAUUGCAGAUCAGGUCGAUCAGCUAAUAAAAGAUGUCCCACAGGAGCACAUUGUGACAGAUGCUGGCUUACCCGGAAGGAAGACCCAAGGCUCGCCAUCUAGAGAGGCUGCUGAUGCUAAGGAUUUCUCCAGGCCACAAAAGGAACGCAAAGUUCCUAUUACUCAUGCACCAUCCCUGACUGCCGAUGAGGAAGAGAGCGUACACACUGUUACUUAUCACGUAACAUCCAGACAUGAAUUUUUUGAGAAGUCUCAGGUUGUUCAUGACAUGCACGCAGACACACUGAAAGAAAUGUCAGACGAAGACACAAGAGAUGUUUUUGGCCGUGACACAGUUCGAUCUAGGAGCCCAGACAGGGACAGGCCUGACAAGAAGAGUGAGGAGGCAAAGGACAGGGUACCCACAAGCACAGUCGGCAAGCAGCCUAGCGACACAUCCUCUCCUAUAAGAAAAAUGAGCCCAACUAAAACUCCUGCCAAGGGCAAAGAACAACCCACUGCUGACCAUAAACAGUCUGCGCAGAUGAAGAGGCCUGCAAAGCCUGAAGCUGCUGCAGGCAAACCAGUCUCAAGAACCUUGCAUGACAAACACGAUGCUUCAGAGCACAAGAGUGUUGAAGACGUAAGAGUCUCGGUGACCCAAACGUCCACAAAGACUGUUGACAUUUCCCACCACGAGAAACUUUUUCCAACUAAGGAAUCUGAGCAGGCUCAAAGCACACAAUCCCCACCAACUGUUCCAGCUAAAGGCAGAAAAGACCUGCCUUUGGGUCAGAAACCAUCAGAAGGCAGUCCUGUGAAAACAAGAGAGCCGUUUACUAAGCAUGUGCUGUCAGAGGACGUUACAGAAAGUAAGGAGUCUGUGCUUAUUGAGGAAAUGCUAGAGGAAACCCUUGAAGAAUCCCGAAUGCAUGAUGGCCAUGAGGGCCGGCCAGGGGUGCAUCUGAAUGGUGGCACAGAAGUAAAAAAAUCUGGAGCUUUAGAACCAUCCCCACCAAGACAAAAGUGUCCUGCAGUACCGAAAAGCAAGGUGUCGCCAUCAAAAAGCAAACCAGAAAUUAAGGAUCUCUCUCCAAAAGAGAGUAUGCCUGAAACAGUGGAAAGCAGAGAUGUAUCUUCAUUGAAACAGAAGGAGCCGACGAUGCAAGACAGCAAAGGUAGAAAGCCCUCGAAAGAAAAGUCGCCUUUUAGUGGCACAGUGCCAGGAAGAGAUGCAUCUCCUACUAAAAAGGCUCCAGCAUCACCUGAAAGGAGAGAUCGAUCGCCACCUAAAAAAACUAUUUGUGUUCAUGAUAUCAAAGAUGAGGCCCCUAAUGAAGCUGUGUUCACAGUGGAAGACAGUAGCAUUUCUACAUUCAGACAGACAGGACCAGUGUCACCAUUGAGGAAGUGGGCAGAAGCAUCUGAGGAUAAAGACAUCCUUCCUUUGAAAAUUAAGCCUGAGACACCCAACAGGGAAGAUGUGUCACCAGCAAAAGGGAUGUCUGAAUCACCAAGACGCAGAGGUAAGCUUUCACCUGAACAGGAGCUUUCUGAGACACCUAAAAUCGGAGAAACAUCAUCUAAACAGAAGGUGCCUUCAGCUCUGGCAAGGAGAGAUUUUUCACCGGCAAAAAAGAUGCCUGUAUCACUAGGUGAAAAUGACGUGCCGUCAUUGAAAAUGGCUGCUAGAACACCAGCAGACAAUGGCACUACGCCAGAAAAGGUGACGCAAGAAACAGACCAAAGAGGCGGGUUUCCAAAAAAGGACAUGCCUGGAGCUCCCGAUGAAAAAGACGCAUCUUAUAAAAAGGUGCCUAUAGCACCAGAUGACAGUGCAAUGCCACAGAAGUUGUUGCCUGGAACGCAAGAGGAAGGAGAUCUAAUGCCACUCGAAAAUGUGCCUGGAACACCUGGAGGUGUAGAUGUGUCUCAUGUGAAAAAACUGCCUGUGAGAACAGAUGAAAAGGAUGUGUCCUUACUGCAAAAGGUGACCACUACACUGGAGGUCAGAGACAUAUCACCACCUGAAAGGAUGCCUGGAUCAUUGGAGGAAAGGGAUGCAUCCCCAUCGAAGAAGGUACCUGAAACACCAGUGGGCAGGGAUGUGUCACCACGUAGAAAGGCACCUGCACCACCAGGUAAAAGAGAUGUUUCCCAACCAGAAAUAUCUCGAAUACCAGAGGAAAAGGAUGUGUCACCAUGUAAAAAAGUUUCAGAGUCGCUAGAGAAGGAUGAGGUGUCACUACCUAAAGAGGCACCUCUGUGUCCUAGGAAAAGAGAAGUGUCCCCUUCCAAAAGGAUGCCAGAGGGGAAAGAGGUAAUCCCAUUGAGGCAAGUUUCAGGAACACGAGAGAGCAGAGAGGUGUCGCCAACAAAAGAAAUUUUUAAUAUGCCAGUAAAAGGAGUGUCCCCACUAAAAAAUGUGCCUGAAACACAAGGAGGAAGAGAUGUGUCCCCACCAAAAAUGGUGCCAGGAAUGCCAGAGGCAGGAGAAGUGUCAGCCUGGAAAAAGGCACCUGGUGGCCCAGAAGGAAAAGUGUCACCUUCGAAACAUGUGCCUGGAUUGCCAGAAAAAAGCAAUGCCUCUUCACCAACAAGGAUCUCUCCAACGCCAGCAGGAAGGGGUAUGUCCCCACUUCAAAAGGCACCUGGAACACUACAAACCAAGGAUACAUUGCCAUCUAAACUUGUGCCUGGAUUGCCAGAGAAGAUGGAUGUGUUGCCAUCGAAAAGGACACCUGAAACGGCAGAGGACAGAGGGGUGUCCCCACAAGGAAAUGCACCAGGAACAUCAGAGGAAAGAGCAGGUUUACCAGGUCGAGAGGCAGCUGGACCAGCAGAAACAAGAGAUAUGUUGCCAUCUAAACAGGUGUCUGGAUCGCCAGAGAUGAGGGAUAUGUCACCACCAAGAAGGACACCUGAAGUAACAGAGGAUAAGGCAGUUUCCCCAUCAAAAAAGCCACCGAGAACAGUAGAAGAAAGAGAGGUGUCCCCAGUGCGAAAGGAACUUGAAAUGCUAGGAGGAGGAGAUGAGCCAUUACCUAAACACAUGCCUUUGUCACCUGAGAGGCGGGAUGUGUCGCCACUCAAGAAGACGCCUGGCACACUGGAUGACAAGGACAAAGAGGUGUCCCCCUUAAGAAGUGCACCUAAAAUGCCAGAAGGCAGAGAUAUGUCACCUUCUAAAAAGGAGCCUGGAAAGCUUGAAGAAAAAGGUCCUUCCUCACUGCAAAAGGUGCCUAGCAGACCUGAUGGCAGAGAUGCUUCACCACCUAUAGCCUCUGGAACACAUGAGGCAAGAGAUAUAUCCCCACUGAAAAAGGUGCAUGGAACACCACAGGCCAAGUUACCACCAUCUAAAAAGGCUCCUGGUUCACCAGAGAAAAAGGAGGUAUCCCCAUCAAGGAAAAAGAUCCCAGAAACCACUGAGACCAGAGAUAUGCCUCCACUGGAGAAAACCCCUGAGAAGACUGAAAGCAGAGAUUUUGUACCAGAACAGAAAAGCCCUGUGAUAUCAAAAAGCAGGGAUAAGUCUCCACCAAAAAAACCUUCUGGAGCACCUGGAAGCAGAGACACAUCUCCAUCAAAGCAGAAGGUGCCUGAUACACGAGAACACAAAGAUGUAUCCCCUGUGAGACGAACACAUGAAACACCAGAGACAAGAGGGGCAUCUCCAGUGAAAAAGCUACCUGAAAUGCUAGAGCAGCGAGAUGUUUCCCCGUCAAAAAAGGCACCUGGAAGACCAGAAAGCAAAGAUGUAUGGCUGCCUACACAAAAUAUGCCUGAAACACCUGACAGUGCAGAAAAGUCUCCCUCUAUGCAAGAAGUGCCUGUAGAACCAGGACAGAUAGAUGCAUCCCUACCGAGAAAUGUGCCUGAGAUGCUGCAGAGAAAAGAUGGACUCCCAUUGGAGGUAGUGCCCAAGAAACUGGAAACCAGGGAUGUGUCCCCACCAAAACAGAAGCUGCCUGAAGUACCAGAAGGCAGAGACGUUUCACCAUCAAGAAAAAUGCGAUCAAAACCAAAGAGUCGCGAAGCUUCCCCAUCAAAACAAAGGGUGCCAGAAACAGUGAAAACUGCAGAAGCAUUCCCGCCAAAUGAACAGGCACCUGAAGCCAUUGACAGCAGACAGCAUAAAUUUGAAGUAGAAGUCCUCGACAUUCCUUCUGGUGGGUGGUAUCUGAAGGAUGCAAUUGAACAGAGGUUGUUUGAUGCCAAGGAAGGACUGUUCCUUAUACCAGGCACUGACAGGCUAGUGUCCUUAGAAGAGACACUGAAAAUGCAGAUCGUAAACUCUGAUUCAGCAACUGUACUUGAACCUGGUUCGAGGAGAACCCUUACACUGACGAGAGCACUGGAAAAGAAUCUGCUUAGUGCAACUGGACAUUAUCGUGAUGCAAAGACAAAACAAACAUGGACCAUGGAAGAGGCAAUCAAGCAUAAAGUUGUGAUUCUGCUACAACGUCCAGAUAGUGCAGCCCCUGGGCAUGGGCCAACGAGGUCUAUCCAUGUGACAAGGGUUGCUGGCCAACCAGACAUAGUAGAGGUGAAAGCAAGAGAGCUGGAGGCACCUAAGCAAGACUUCCCAAAGUUUUCUGACCUUGAAAUAGAGGAACUUUCAGGCAACGGCUUCAGGAGACCUGCAGAAAGGGCACCUGGCACAGCAUCGGGAGUUGCAAGCAUAUUGAAAGGCAGCCCAGAAAAUGAAGUAAUUAUUCGAGAAGCAGGCGGGCAAAACGAAAUCAAGUUAAAGGAUGCUGUUGGGAAAGGAAUUAUAGAUUUAGAUACUGACACUUACACUGACAAAAAUACUGGCCACAGGUGGAAAAUUGAAGAUGCUGUCAAAGCAGGCAUGCUUGCCAUUGUCGGCGCACCACUUCUUUUGGGAGCGAAGGCAAUUGAAGCCCUUCGAGAAUCGGCCACUGAUGAAAUGAUUCAUGCAACGGCUACAUGCACAGAGCCGAUUCGUACUACCCGCGAAAUCACCAAAGUGGUUCGUCACACAAGUUUGCACAUCAGGGAUACUGCUACUGGCCGAGAGGUACCCUUGGAAGAAGCAGUGGCCUUGGGACUUAUCGACGAAGAAGCUGCCCGAGAACUAGAGGAUAGUGCAAAGACCACCACCGAGCAGAGUGUGCACACCACAACCACAGUGCUUGUCACAGACCCUGUGACUGGGGAGACCACAACGCUCGCUGAGGCCCUUGAGGAGGGCCGCCUUGAUCCAGAAACAGCAGCCAAGCUCCAGCGGGGCAAUGUUACUGGCAUUGUGACUAGUGUACAGACCUGUCUUGAGGGUUCAGGCAAGGGCAGCACAGUGGCAUACCAAGAAUUGCUCAGUGCUCCCAGAGAAGUUGCAGGCAAACAUAUAGAAGAAGUGAGGUAUGCUGUGCCGCGCUUUGAGGUAACGCUAGGAAGGGCGACAACAUCCCAGCUACCUACCUUGCAGAAAGUGCGCAGACUGAUACUCAGCCCUACAGAAGCCCGGAACAGGGGAAUUGCAGACAAAGGCUUAGUGCUAGAACCUCGUCAAGGGCACUGGUUGCCUCAAAGUGAAGCAGAAGCUGCAGGUCUUGUAGAUGUUACCACAGGGGACGUGCUCAUGCCCGUGGGUCGGCCACUGUCGCUGCCUGAGCUUGUGGAACAAGGGCUUGUGGAGCCAGGAACCCAGCGGAUUGUGCAUCCAGAGACUGGUACUCUCUUAACACUGGAAGAGGCAGUUCUCUGCGACAUUGCUAACCCGAUGUCUACUGUACCAGGGCCAGAGUCUCCGUUAACUCUAGAGGAGGCACUUGUCUCUCAGGUUGUUGACAAGGAGUCUGGUUCUCUUGCAGUGGCACCAGGCACUUUAGUGACCCUUAUUGAUGCUGUACGGAAGCUGAAAGUAUUUGACAAGCUUGACACGCCCAAGUCUGUGGUUCCCAUACCAAAGCUUGCCUUAACUUUUCCUGUUGCAUUGCGUCGGGGUGUCGUUAAUGUGACUGAGCACACGUACACUCACCCAGUUUCGAAAGAAGUAAUGACUCUGGAGGAGGCCAUUAAAAAUGGCUUGCUUUUGCCUACUCCCUCAAUCCCCACACAAGAUAGCCUGCAUGUAUGCGAAGCAAUUGACCAGGGUUUGAUUGACCAAACUACCUUCAACAUGAGGAACCCUCUUACUGGGCAAGAUGUGUCAGUAGAGGAUGCAAUGGACUCUGGUCUUUUGCAGCUUGUGCCAUUUGACAAGUCAAAAUUCAGGUCUUAUGGUAAUGUGGAGCACAGCAUCAGAUACAUUGCUCCUGUGCUUCACCAUACUACAGUAAUUAGAGGCACUACCAUCAUCAUUAGGCCUGGUUACACUAUGCCAAAACCAGGUCAGGUGAAAAAUGUGGACACUGGUGAGGUUUUCUCUUUAGAUGAGGCUAAAGAACUUGGUAUUGUUCAGGUACAGGAAUCUAUAGAAAAGCCCACUUUAUUGGAAGCUGUGCAGCAAGGUUUGGUUGAUUUAGAGCGAGGUCUGUACAUUGCAGAUGGUGUCACUAUUCCGAUUGCUGAGGCAUUUUCCACACACCUCUUAGCUCGUGACAGUACAGGCUCAUUACAGCCUGGCAAGUACACCCUCAUUCAACUGUUUGAACUUCACUAUGAUGAUGAUAUGCAUUUGUUUUGGGUCCCAGGCAGCAGCCAGCCUUUGAGCCUUGAUGAAGUGACAAAAGCCGGGUAUCUAGAUCUAAGUACAGUGCUGCUUGACAUUGAUGAAGGUCGUGUUUUCACUGUUCAAGAUGGUAUCAGCUCAGGCUACAUUGACACUGAAACUGAAAAACUUGCAAGGCAUGGCCGUGAACCCUUAUUCAUAUGGGAGGCCAUCAGAUCUGGAAUUUUGGUGGCCAUUGAUGCACCCUUGCUUCCGAUGUUGCCAAGGAGAUUUGGGACAUUGACUGAUUAUGGACCUGAAGAGGUCAAAGGCCGUCUGGCUCCUUCAAAGCAACAUUCACCUGGCCGUGCUACUGAAGCUGGGGGUGUUAUUUCUGCUGAAGAAUCUGCAGUGCCAAAGAGGCCAGCCAGGAAAGUGCGACCUGAGUCACCAGGCAGCAAGUGGACUGCAGCUAGUCCGCUGUCGCCUAGCAAGGAAGUUGCACCCAAGUCUCCAACAAAAGAAGUUGCACCCGGGUCUCCAACAAAAGAAGUUGCACCCAAGUCUCCAACGAAAGAAGUUGCACCCAGGUCUCCAACGAAAGAAGUUGCGCCCAGGUCUCCAACGAAAGAAGUUGCGCCCAAGUCUCCUACGAAAGAAGUUGCGCCCAAGUCUCCUACAAAAGAAGUUGCGCCCAAGUCUCCUACGAAAGAAGUUGCGCCCAAGUCUCCAAUGAGAGAAGUUGCGCCCAAGUCUCCUACGAAAGAAGUUGCGCCCAAGUCUCCAAUGAGAGAAGUUUCGCCCAAGUCUCCGACGAGAGAAGUUUCGCCCAAGUCUCCGACGAGAGAAGUUGCAGCCAAGUCUCCAACGAGAGAAGUUGUGCCCAAGUCUCCAACGAGAGAAGUUGUGCCCAAGUCUCCAACGAGAGAAGUUGUGCCCAAGUCUCCAACGAGAGAAGUUGUGCCCAAGUCUCCAGCGAGAGAAGUUGCGCCCAAGUCUCCUGCGAAAGAAGUUGCAGCCAAGUCUCCAACGAGAGAAGUUGUAGCCAAGUCUCCAGCGAGAGAAGUUGCAGCCAAGUCUCCAACAAGAGAAGUUGCAGCCAAGUCUCCAACGAGAGAAGUUGCAGCCAAGUCUCCAACGAGAGAAGUUGCAGCCAAGUCUCCAACGAGAGAAGUUGCAGCCAAGUCUCCAACGAGAGAAGUUACGCACGAGUCUCCAACAAGAGAAGUUGCACCCAAGUCUCCUGCGAAAGAAGCUGCAGCCAAGUCUCCAACGAAAGAAGUUACACCGAAGUCUCCACCAAAGGAAGUUACCUCAACAUCUCCACUCAGGGAAGAAAUUUCUCUGAGAUCCACACCCAAGGAAAUUCCUUCAAAGUCUCCGUUUAAAGAAGUACUUUCAAGGCCUGCUUCUAAGGUUGUUGCAUCAAAGUCUCCAACCAGAGAAGUGGCUCCCAAGUCUCCAACCAAGGAGGCUUUCCCGAUAUCUCCAGAUAAGGAGGCAUUUUCUAAAUCUCCUGACAGAGAAGUCCUAAAGUCUCCUUUAAAGGAAGUGGCUGCGAAAUCUCCAGAGAAGGAACCAUUUGCAAGAUCCCCAGACAGGGAGGUUUCAAAGUCUCCGACUAAGGAUAUUUCCCCAUCUCCAACUAAGUCCACUCCUAAGUCUCCAACAAAGGAAGCUGUUCCAAGAUCCCCAGAUAGAGAAGUGAAGCUGAAGUCUCCAACCAAGGAAGUUGUUUCAAAGUCUCCAACUAGAGACAUUGCUUCAAGGCCUUCACCAAGGGAAGCUUCUUCAAUUAAAGAAGUUGCACAAAAGUUGCCAACAAAGGAAGUUUCGCUGAAGUCUCCAGCCAAGGAGGUAGUUACAAAAUUUCCAACCAAGCAGACGUCUCCAAAGUCUCCACCCAAGGAAGUUGCUUCUAGACCGCCAAUGAAAGAAACUUCCCCGAAAUCUCCACUAAGGGAAGAUUCUUCAAAAUUGCCCACCAGACCUGCAGAUCGGAAAGCACCGGCUAAGAUGCCACCAGGUCACCUAGCUAGAACUGAGGAAGAAGUUUUGCCUACUACUGAAGUGUCGACUUUCAGUAGCACUGAAGUGGUUGUGAAACAGACAUUCACAGAGUACCGGAAAGACUACGAAGCAGAGCUGGUGGUAGGGCAGAAACUGCCCCUGCGUACACUUGUGCAGCGAGAUGCAAUGGCACCUAGGAACUUUUUGGUGUUUAUUCCAAGCUCGGGACGAACAAUGCGCUUGGAGGACGCGCUGGCCACAGGGCAGGUCACUGACGACGACAUAGUGAUGGUGCGUAGCAUGAACGAGCUAGUGGUCAUGGACCUGGUGGCUCCUGAGUUUACGCUGGACUCUGCCACUUCUGAGGGGAUGUACAACACAAAGCUCAAGACUUUCACCAACCCCAAGACAAAGAAGCCAAUCUCCUUUGCUGAAUUUGUGGCCAGAAAAUUUGUUGACUUUUCCAAUGUCGCUGUUCAAGACUUUAAGACUAAAAAGAUGAUUACGCUGGAGGAAGCUCUGGAGCGAAACGUUGUGGACAGAGAGACAGGGCAAAUGGUGCACCCAGAAACAAGGAAGCCCGUCUCCUUCUUUGAAGCAAGUGUCUUGGGCUGGAUUGUCUGGGAGACCGUGGUUGUCACCCAGACAGGGCGGCUGACUCUAGCUCAGGCUAUUCGCGGGCUCAGCUUUGAUCAAGAAAAGGCGGCAGCGCAGGAGCGAUGCAAGACCUGUGAUGAAGAAAUUGCCCAGCUGUCCCAAUGGAUCGAAGACAUUGAGCUGCGACUUGCCAACCUUGGUGCUGUCUCGGAGAACUUGGAGAGCUUGCGACAGCAGCUGGCAAUUGCCAAGUCCCUGCGUGAGGAGCUGGAGUUGAAGCAGCCGCGAGUGCUGUCGUUGUUCGACGAGGUCCGGCAACUGUCCUCCAAUGAGCUGCUUUCACGUGAUGAAACUGAUGCCCUGCAGCGGCCCCUGGCCCAAUGUCGUGGACGCCUCGAGCUCUGCCAGGAGCGCAGUGAGCGCCUUGCACGACGCCUGACUGCCGCUCUUGAGGAGCUGCUCAAGUACACAGGGGAGAUGCAAGUCUUCAGGACAUGGCUUGACAAUGCCCGCAAGGUCUUGGCCAGGCAUGAGGAACUGUUGGAUGACAUCCGGAAUGUGGCUGACAAUGCUGAUCACUACAGAGCAUUUUCUAGUGAUGUGAUUGCCCACCAAGCAGACCUUCGUUUCAUCACCAUGGCUGCCCAGCGGUUUGUGGAUGAGUCUAAGGAAUAUCUCCGCAUGCUGAAUGACCACCGCACAAGCCUGCCACAAAGGCUGAGCCAUUUGGAGCCCUCGGAGAGUGAGGUUCGCACUGAGGUGUCUCACGUGAGCACCGAAUACCAGAACCUACUAAGCCGUGUAAACAAGCUCGGGGACCAGUUUUCGGGCCUGACAGAACGCAAGCGUGCCUACCAUGAGGCCAUGGAGAGGGCCACAGCUUGGCUAAAUGAAGCACAGCGCAGUGCCAAGCGGCUGCUUGAGGAGCCGACGGCAGCUGAGCCACCCGCAAUCCAGGAGCAACUGGAACGUGUGCGGGCCUUCCACCUUGAGGCAGUCGGCCAGGGGCGGCUGAUCGAGACGGCGAAGCAGGCAGCGCAGGCGCUGCCACCGUCUGGUGGACCUGCCGUCGAGGAGGCUGUGCGCAACCUGGAGGAGGUGUACCAGCAGAUGCUGUCGCUUGUGGGCGAGCGCAGCAAACAGCUGCAGACUGCACUUGUGCAGUCGCAGGACAUUGCAGACGGCCUGGACCGAGUGCUGCGACUGCUUGAUGAGCUCGAGGCCACCCAGCGUGGCCAGAGCGCCAAGCUUGCCAGCUUGAUGAGGGAUCGUCUUGAUGAGCAGAUUCAUGAACACCGUGUGCUGCGGUCAGAAAUCGAUGGUCAGCGUCCAUUUAUAGAUGCUCUCAACGCUUCAGCACGGGAGCUGCCUGGCAAUGCUCGCUUGGCCAAGAAAGUGGAGGCCAAGCUCAAAGACAUCAAUAGCCGCUACGAGAAAGUACUUGACAAGUCGUCAAGGAGGGGUGAAUUACUUGAUGAGGUAUCAAGCUGCCUGGACCAAUUCACUGGCAUGGCGAACCGCUUUGAAGAGUGGCUUGCCAGUGUGCUGCAGGCCGUGGAGGGCGAAGAGCAGCCACGCCUUGAGCACGCCAUGAAUCAACGUAACCUGCGCAAGGACGAGUUCGAGGACUUGCUGCGUGCAGGACGUGCCUUGUGUGCCAAACGCGAUGUUACCGAUACUGGGCCUGUGCGUGACAAGGUGAAGCAGCUGGAGCAACAAUGGAAAGAACUCGGUGAAGCGCUGUCUGAGCGGGAGAGGCAGGGACGGCAACGUGCUGAGCAAGGGGCAGCAUACGAGACACUGCGACAGCAAGUGUUGACGUGGCUGCAGACAACUGAGGGACGCCUCGACACCCUUGGUUCUCUGGCCCUGGACCGAGACAUCUUACGCCGACAGGCUGCUGAGAUCAAGCCUCUGGUAAAGGAGCAUGCUGAGUACGCUUCCACCAUGGACCGUGUCAACGAGUUGGGUCGCAGCUAUGAUGCGCUGCGGGUGGACAGCCGCUCACGCCCGCCUGCCCGUAAGGGAGGCAGCCCCCACAAGGAACCCUAUGCCAAUGGCAGCAGCACUCACGAGUCAUCACCCGAAGGAAGGGCACUGCAGAGUCCACAGUCCAGUGCCUCCAGUGGUUUUAGCAGUAGGCACAGCUCGAUCGACCAGUUUGGGCCCCUCGAGGACCUGAGCCCCGUGCAGCAGCAGCUUUCCGAGAUGAACCACCGUUACCACCUGCUCGGUGUGCGCCUCUCAGACCGGCAGCAGGAGGCGGACUCGCUAUCCGAGGAGCUGCGGACAUGCACUGAGGCCAUUCGCACGCUGCUAACCUUUGUCAAGAGCCGUAGCGUGCCCCGUGACUUGCCGACAAGCCAGGAGCUGGCACACCAGCAGCUGUCGCUGCUGCGCGAGCUGCAGACAGAGCUUCAGGAGAAGCAACUUGAGGUGGACCGGGCACGCCUUCAGGCCCAGGAACUGCUGCGGCGCCGACCACAGGCACCCGGAGCCGACGCCCUUCAGGCGCAGCUGGACGAGCUGCUCAGCCGGUGGCAAGGGCUGCAGGGGGCACUGCGCUCGCGCCUCCUCCUGAUACAGUUGCUGAAGGAGUUCCAGGAUACCCACGAUCUUCUGCACAACUGGCUCAUCCAGAAGGACAAGAUGUUCCAGGUGUUGGGUCCAAUUGCAACUGAGCCACGCCUGGUGGCUGCCCAGACACAGCAGGUGUUGUGUAUGCGCGACGAGCUUACAUCACAGGAGCCCCUGCUUCGCCGCUUCACAACCUGCGCACAUGAACUGCUGGACCAGCUGGACGACAAGGAUGGUCCAACAGAACGCCGCCUUCGUGAACAGCUGGAUGGCAUAAAACGCCACUGGGCUGAGAUGGUGUCAAGGCUGGAGGAGCGGGAGCGUGCACUGGGGGCAGCCACUGGAGCUUCUUCCGAGUUCCAAGCAGCUCUGGCCCGGCUCUUGGACAGUUUGCAGGGUGUUGGUGACGACUUCGAACACCUCUCUGAGGCUGGAGAUUGCGAAGCCCAACUUCAUCGCUUGGCAACCCUGGAGGAACGCCUCGAUGCCCAGCGACCACCGCUGGCUGAAGCCGAAGCCCGAGCUGAGAACCUCUGUGAGCUGCUGUCAGAUGCAGCCUCACGCUCUGAGGUCAGGGCCCGCUUGGGAAGUGCCCAGAAGCUCUACAAUGGCCUCAGUCGCAAGAUCAACAACCGUAAGGCUGAAUUGGAGUCGUCCUUGAAGGAGGACCGAGGCUUCUUCUCGAACUGUGAUAGCAUUCAGGAGUGGCUUCGUGGCAUCCAGCUCAGCCUUGCUCCCGACCUGAAGAUCUCGGCCGACACUGACAUUCUGCACCAGCAAGUCACCGAGUUUGAGCCAGCGUACAAGAGCCUGCUAGACAAGGAGCAUGAGGUGCACCUGGUGCUGAGCAAGGGGGCCGACAUGGUCACCCGCAUGAGCCGCAAGCAGGAGGCCCAACAGCUACGCACACGCCUCGACGGCCUGCGCCGCGGAUGGGACCAGCUCCGCAAGGAGGCCACCGACAGGCAUACACGACUGCAACGGGCAUUCGAGAACUGCAAAAAGUUCAACGCUGCCUUCAACAAGUUCGGACCCUGGCUGCAGUCAGCUGAAGGCCGCUUGUCUACUCUGACCCUAGCCAACUACCAGCGUGCUGAGGUGGAGAGGCAGGCCAAGGAACUGCAGGGUGAAGAGUCACAGACCUUCAAAAAUGAUUUGUCAAGGCACAGCCAGGAGUAUGACAGUGUGCGCAACCUGGGUGAAACAUUCCUUGCGGGCUGCGAUGUGGACAAGGACGGCGUCAAGAAGGACUUGGACACGCUCCGCACACGGUGGGAGAAACUGAACCAUGGUGUGUCGGAGAGGAGCCGUCAGCUGGAUGAGGUUUCAAGCAAGCUGUGCGAGUUCCAGGAGAAGGCUGGCGAAUUGGGCCAUGGCCUGCAGCGACUUGAGGACAAGCUUGCGUCCCACGACGCUCUGGGUGAGGCAGCACGCAACCCGCGCCUUCUUGACCGGCUGCAGGGCAUGGCACGCGAGACCGACGAGAUGCGCCGUGGCCUCGACCGACUGCGUGCAUUCACCGACACUUGGCUGGCCUCGGCCUCACCAGAGUGCGACACCACACACGUGCGUGGCCAGCUGGAUGCUCUGGUACGUCGCCAUCAGCAGCUGGCACAUGACCUGCAGGACCGCUGUGGACAGCUCGAAGCAGCAGGAACAGUGGUGGCCCAAUAUCACGCAAAUGUAAAGACAGCCCAGCAAGACUUGAGUAACCUGGAAGAAGAGUUGGAAAGCAUGGGCCCCAUUGGGCGGGACAUCAAGACAGUACGAAGCCAGAUCGAUCAAGUGAAGAGCUUCCAAGGGCGCCUCUCAUCUGCUGCCCACGAGGUUGACAGGGCGGAGCAGGAGUGCCAGGAGCUGAUUUCUCAGGGAUACACUCAGGACGCCAAGGGCGCCCGUGCUCAGGUGGAGGCAUUGCGCAGGCAGCUCAACAGGCUGGAAGAGCGGGCACGUGGCCGUCACAGCUCACUGGAGGCCAUGUUGGCCAAACUGGAGAAGUUCUAUGAGGACCUGCACAUGACCCAGAGGCGUGUUGGGGGUGCUUUGGGUGAGGAGCACACGUUCCGGCCUGUGGCAGCUGAUGUAGAGAGCUUGCGCAGUCAGCAGGAGCAGUUCAAGCAAUUCCGCAAAUCUCAUGUGGAGCCACUGGGUCGUGAAGUUGACACUGUGAAUCGGGCUGGUAAUGCGCUGAUCCAGUCUGCAUCACCAGGUGUUAACACAACUCUUCUGGAACGAGACAUUGACAAACUCAAUGACGAAUGGAACCAGUUGAAGGAGAAGGUUGGAGAGCGUGAGCGUCUGCUUGAGGCGGCGUUGCUGCAGUCAGGCAAGUUCCAAGAGGCACUGGCCGGCGUGGCACGCUGGCUGGAAGACACGGAGGAGCUAGUGGCCAAUCAGCGGGCUCCAUCAGCUGACUACAAGGUGCUCAAGGCGCAGCUGCAGGAGCAGAAGUUCCUCAACAAGCUACUGCUCGACCGGCAGGGCAGCAUGAACUCGCUGCAGGCCAUGGGCACUGAGGUCAUGCGGCAUCUGUCAUCAGCCGACAAGGCCCAUGUUCAGGCACAGUUGCAUGAUCUGAGCCAGCGAUUUGACCGGCUCAUGCGAGGUGCACAGGAACGCACAGCAGCCCUGGAGAGGACACUGCCGGUGGCUCGAUCGUUCCAGGAGCAGCUGUCACCGCUUGUUGAGUGGCUGGAGCAAACAGAACGACGGCUCACGGCGAUGUCCACCUUGCCAACGGAUGCCGACCGUCUUACACAGCGGGCGCAAGAACACCGCGAACUUCAUCGUGACGUGUUGGGGCACAAGCGAGCGUUUGAGGCACUCACUGAGACAGCUCAGCAGCUUAUGUCUCUGGUGGGUGACGACGAGGCUCAGGCUGUGGUUGACUCACUCCAAGAACUGACGGAUCGUUAUGCUCGCCUCGUCGGAGACAGCGAGCGUCUGGAGCAGCUUUUGACGGAGGCACGUGCGGGCGCUGGCGCCUUUGCACUCGCCUUCGAGGACCUGCUUGUCUGGAUAGGAGAGAUGGAGUCGCGCCUUGCACGCUACCAAGUGCUCAGCGUCUACGUUGAGAAGUUGCAGGAGCAGUUUGACGAGCUCAAUGAGCUGAGUGAAGAGGUGUCUGACCACCAGAAGCAAGUUGAUGAGUUGAGUGGGUCCGGGCAGGAGCUGAUGCGGCAUGCAUCGGGCAAUGAUGCCAUCCAGCUCAAAGACCGGCUGGAUUCUCUACAGCUUCGUUACACAGACCUGGCACAGCGUGCAUCGGAGCGCCUGCGACAGGCCCGUGAGGCCCUGCCUGUAGCCCAAAGCUUCCACACUGCCCAUGAACGUCUCACUCGAUGGAUGGAUGAAGCUGAAGCACAGCUGCGGUCUCUGGAGGCCGCUGCCCUUACUGCCCAAGAGAGCACUAUGCAGCGUCUUGAGCAGGAGCUGCAGGAGAUGCGUGGUGUGUUGGAAGUUGUGAACCAUCUGGGCCCACAGCUGUGCCAGCGGUCACCUGGAGAGGGUGCAGGUGUGGUGGAAGCCAUGGUGUCUCGUGCCAACCGCCGUUUUGACGCCAUCUGUGAACAGAUUCAGCGGCGUGCCGAGCGUCUUGAGCUCUCGCGCCAGCGCAGCCUUGAAGUGACUGGUGACCUAGAAGACCUGCUUGACUGGUUCCACGAGGUGGAGCGCCAACUGGCUGACGCUCAGCCCAUUGUGGCCGAGCCAGACACCCUGGCGGCCAUGCUUCGGGAGCAGAAGGCCCUGAGCGAAGAGGUGAGCAGCCAGAAGGGCCGUGUGCGGGAUGUCUUGUCAGCAGCCAAGAAGGUGGCGAGGGAAUGGCCGGCUGAAGACCAGGCAGCUGUGCGGGACCGAGCAGAAGAGCUGCGAGCGCUGUCGACCCGCGUCGCCGAGGCAUGUGCCGAGCGGCUGGCAGCACUGGAACAGGCACUGCCACUGGCCGAGCACCUGCUUGAGGCCCACAGCGAGCUGGUUGCCUGGCUGGACGAGGCCGAGUCCGAGGCUGAAAGACUUGCCGCCCCUGCAGCUCCCCAUCCUGCGCACAUCCAGAGGCAGCAGGAGCGUAACCGUGCCCUGCUGCAAGCGCUGGCCGAGCACAAGCCACUGCUUGACCGGCUCAACAAGGCAGGCGCAGCACUCGCAAAACUGUGCCGACCGCCUGAUGCUCAAAAGGUGCAGCGGUUGCUCAGCUCAGACAAUGAGCGCUACAACGCACUUCGAAAGCUGCUGCGUGACCAGCAGAAUCUCCUUGAGGAGGCCAUGCAGUCCACCUCCCAGUUUGCUGACAAGUUGGACGGCAUGCUGAGUGCACUGGCUUCAACGGCAGACCAGCUGAACAAUGCGGAACCCAUCUCUGCACACCCCGAGCGCAUCCAAGAGCAGAUUAGCGACAAUCAGGCUGUGGUGAGCGACCUGGGAAAGAAGUCGCCCGCCUUGGAGGCUGUGCAGAAGGCUGCCCGCGAAGUCAUUGCCAAGGCUGGCGGAGACCAGGAGCCUAGUGUACGAGACAUCCGGCAAAAGCUGGAGCGACUCAAUGGCCUGUGGGAGGCAGUCCAGCAGGCAGCACGCACGCGAGGCCAGUCGCUGGAGAGCGCGCUGGCUGUGGCGGAGCGCUUCUGGGAGGAGCUGAACGCAGUCAUGCGGGCGCUUCGUGACCUGCAGGAGAACUUGGACAGCCAGGAACCACCAGCUGUCGAGCCGCAGGCCAUCCACCAGCAACAGGAGGUGCUGCACGAGAUCAAGCAGGAGAUGGACCAGACACGGCCCGAAGUGGACCAGUGCCGCCAGGCAGGUCAAGACCUUAUGCAGUUGUGCGGAGAGCCUGACCGACCGGAAGUCAAGCGCCACAUUGAGGACCUGGACUCAGCCUGGGAGAAUGUGACCACCCUGUAUGCCAAGCGAGAGCAAAACCUCAUUGAUGCCCUGGACAAGGCCAUGGGCUUCCAUGACACCCUUCAGAGCCUGCUCGAGUUCUUGGACACAGCUGAGCAGAAGUAUGCCACCCUUGGACCUGUGGCAGCUGACAUUGAUGCUGUCAAAGCACAGAUUGGACAGCUCAGGGACUUCAAGCGAGAAGUGGACCCACACAUGGUGGAGGUGGAGUCGUUGAAUCGGCAGGCCAAAGAGCUUUCAGAGCAGACGUCCUCCGAGCAGGCACGUGCAUUGCGGCAGCCCCUUGAUGAGAUCAACCGGCGCUGGACGGCACUGCUUCGUGGCCUGGUGGACAGGCAGCGCGAGCUUGAGAAUGCGCUGCUACGGCUGGGCCAGUUCCAGCAUGCGCUAGGAGAGCUGCUGGUGUGGAUGGCUCGCACUGAGCGUGCACUCGACGAGUGCCGUCCCGUAGCUGGCGAUGCCCAAGUCAUUGAGGUCGAGCUGGCCAAGCACAAGGUGCUAAUGAAUGACAUCCAAGCGCACCAAAGCAGUGUGGACACGCUGAACCGGGCUGGUCAUCAAUUGAUUGAAGCAGACCGGCACAGCGAGGACGCCAGUGUGACGCAGACCAAGCUGGCAGACCUCAACCGGCGUUGGAAGGCACUGCAGGACAAGGCAUCUCAACGCCAGCAGCAGUUGGAAGCUGCCCUGCGAGAGGCUCAAGCCUUCAACCAGGAGAUACAAGACCUACUGAUGUGGCUAAGUGACAUUGACGGUCAGUUAGCAUCAUCCAAGCCUGUCGGUGGACUACCAGAAACAGCAAGGGAACAACUAAACCGUUUCAUGGAGCUUUACAAUGAACUGGAUAGCAACAGACACCGGGUUGAGUCGGUGCUGCAGCAAGGCCAAGAGUACACACGUGCAGCCGAGGGCUCAACUGGGCUGCAGCACAGCUUGCGCACCCUCAAACAGCGAUGGGACAAUGUCCUCAACCGGGCCAAUGACCGGAAGAUCAAACUGGAGAUUGCACUGAAGGAAGCAACAGAGUUCCACGAAUCACUUCAGGAGUUUGUGGAAUGGCUCACACAUGCGGAGAAGUCUUUGGCAAGCCUGCGACCUGUGAGCCGAGUCUUGGAGAAUGUGCUAAGCCAGAUUGAAGAGCACAAGAGCUUCCAAAAGGAUGUGGGCGCCCACCGGGAAACGAUGCUGCAGUUGGACAAGAAGGGCACACACCUCAAGUACUUUAGCCAGAAACAGGAUGUGAUUCUCAUCAAGAACCUGCUCAUCUCGGUGCAACAUCGCUGGGAGCGCGUUGUCUCCAAGGCAGCAGAACGCACUCGCGCUCUUGACCAUGGUUACAAAGAGGCCAAGGAGUUCCAUGAUGCGUGGACUGAACUCGACCGAUGGUUGACAGAGGCGGACCAGAGCCUUGAUGAGCAGCCGCCGGCAGGCAAUGACCCAGAGAAGAUUCGGCGCCUGCUGGCACGGCACCGGGAGUUCCAACGCACCCUGGGGGCCAAGCAGCCGGCGUACGAUGCCUGCUUGCGCCAGGGGCGGCUUCUGCGCGAGCGCUGCCCCAAGGCUGAUCAGCCAGUGCUGCAGCGCAUGAGCGAUGAGCUCAAGGCCAAGUGGAAUGCCCUUUGCAACAAGUCGGUGGACAGGCAACGCAAGUUGGAGGAAGCGCUGCUCUUCUCGGGCCAGUUCAAGGAUGCAGUGCAGGCACUCAUCGACUGGCUGGACCGCGCCCUGACCUCCCUGCAAGCAGACCAGCUGCUGCACGGAGACCUCGACACGGUCAACAACCUUGUCGAACAGCACCGAAGCUUCCAAACGGAGCUGAAAAGCCGCUCGGCCAACCUGGAGUCAGUGCAGCGCACGGCCAGCGAGCUGCUCAAGACGGCCAGCGCCGACGAUGCGGCCAGCAUCCGCAGCCAGAUGUCAUCGCUCGAGUCAAAGUGGGAAGCUGUUUCCAAGCUCUCGGACACCAAGCAGCGCAAGCUCGAAGAGGCUCUCCGCCAGGCAAAGCAGCUGCACAAGGCUGUGCACAUGCUGCUGGAGUGGCUGUCAGAUGCAGAAAUGAAGCUGCGCUUUGCGGGUCCUCUGCCUGAGGACGAAGCAACAACACGGCAACAGAUGGAGGAGCACCAGCAGUUCAUGCGCGAGAUGGAGCAACAGGAGCACAACAAGGAGAGCACGAUAGCGCUAGCCCAGGAGAUUCUGUCCAGAUGCCACCCAGAUGCCGUGACGGUCAUCCGUCACUGGGUGACCAUUAUCCAGUCACGCUGGGAAGAGGUGUCCCUCUGGGCACGCCAGCGUGAGCAGAAGCUGGCCGAGCACCUGCGCUCGCUGCGCGAUGUGCUCGAGCUGCUGGAGGAACUGAUGCGCUGGCUGCUGGCAGCCGAGGCCAGCCUCAUGACUUUGGAAGCCCAACCACUGCCAGAGGAUGUGGCAGCAACAGAACGCCUUCUCGAUGACCACCGGCAUUUCAUGGACGACAUGUCCCAGCGGCAGGCCGACGUGGAUCGUAUCUCUAAGGCCUUUGCCAGUAAACGCCAGCCGGCCGCUGGCUCAGCCGCAGCUGGUGGAAUCAAGGACCGCCCAUCGCAGCAACGACAUGACCGACGCACGCCCCACGCAGCUUCUCAGAGUACGCCCCGGACAUCCACGCCCACGCGUGGGCAUGCUGCUGCAGAGCCUGAGAUCCGACACCCCCGUGCACGGGAGCUAGUGGAGAAGUGGCAGCACGUCUGGCUGCUGGCCAUGGAACGCCAGCGCCGACUGCUGGAACACCUCAAGUACCUGCAGGAGUUGGAGAGCAUCAAGAACUUCGACUUUGACGAGUGGCGCAGGAGGUUCCUUGGCUGGAUGAACAACAAGAAGUCUCGUGUGAUGGACCUGUUCCGCAAGAUCGACAAAGACAAUGACGGGAAAGUGACCAAGGAGGAGUUCAUUGAAGGAAUCCUCAAGUCGAAAUUCCCGACGAGCAGACUCGAGAUGGAAAGGGUAGCCGACAUCUUCGACCGAAAUGGCGAUGGCUACAUUGACCAUAAGGAGUACAUUGACACCCUUCGUCCUGAUCGAGAUUGCUUGGUUCAUGGUGCGAAGCAGAACAAGCCCCUUACGGAGGCCGAGAAAAUCCAGGAUGAAGUUCAGCGACAGGUUGCCAAGUGCACCUGCGUCCACCGCUUCAAAGUGUUCCAAGUGGGCGAGGGAAAAUACCGGUUUGGUGAAUCUCAGAAGCUGCGCCUGGUGCGCAUCCUGCGUAGCACAGUCAUGGUGCGUGUAGGUGGCGGCUGGGUGGCCCUCGACGAAUUCCUCGUCAAAAACGAUCCCUGCCGAGGAGGGAGAGAAGAAGCAUUGUUGCUAACACGGCUAAUAAUCGAGCAGUACCGACGCAGCCAGUCCAAACAGUUUGCAGUGCAAAUGGCGCCCACUUAUCCCUAACCCCCUCUUCUCGCGCGGCUGUGCCUUGCUGGGAUUUGGAAUGCGUUGUACUUAUGGGGGCCUGCCUGAGCAUGCUUGUCGCAUGCCUUCUGUGCAUGCUGACCGUACUACUGUCCGGCCCCUUUCCUUCUCUGUCUCUCUAUCACUCCACGCAAUUCUUUAUCUCAGGGGUGGCCAAACUGACGCGGGAGCAGCAUAGUUUUUCUUUGGUCUGCUUGUGACUCGCGACUGGUUUUUUGGUCAGGUGGCAGGCCUGAUCAAGCAGCAAGUCACCUGCUACCACAUGCAAUAGUCUGCUAGCAUACACCAAAUGAGGCAACUUUCGCAAUCUUUUGCUUCUGCCGUUCCCCAAUUGGUGUUUCUUCGCUGGGACCUCAAAUAGUAAAGAGGCAGCCAAUGUCAUAAAGGUCAAAAACUCCUGCGUUUUGCUGCAACUCUUGAGCAAUGCACGGUCAGCCUUUUUGUGACUAUUUAAACACAUCUGUUUGACCACCCCUGCCCUAUCUUGAGCCUACAACCUUAUGGGCAAACAUCUCACCUGCAGCAGUGUCGGAUUUCACUCCCGACUCUGUUAUAAUGUGCUAAAAGACUUUCUUCAGUUUUUUUUUCUGGCUUGCACAAAAGACUAUUAGCUGUAGUAUCCAGAGUAUGUCUCCUGUGUCUGAGAUAUCUUGUAUAUAUAUAUGUAUAUAUUAAAAGCUUGGAACACAUGCAAUGCAGCUGUGUUGGUUUUACCUUUUACAGGCAGACUACCGUAUUUACUUCAAAAUAGGUCGAGCACAAAUAUAGGUUUACCCCUAUAUAUAGAACUCUCCGAGAGAUGAAAAAUUAUGAGUCAAAUAUAGAUUGACCAUAACUUUUUCAGAAAAAUCGAAGAACUUUGAACAUGACACAUCUUCAUUUACCACAAGUUCAGCUACUAAAUCUCGCUAGUUGAUACCACCAGUGGCAUCCUCGUCGGAUGCUUCACAGGCAUCCUUGGCAUACCAAACGACAUUGUCCUUGGUGCCGUUGAGUGCGUUGGAUAUGCAGCACUUAAAGCCACUAUUGGUAAUAUUCAGGCUGGCUUUACAGCAGGCGCCACCAGGAACUCCGUUAACUUGGUACUUUUGCUUGCUUUGUUCCCUAGCUAUGUCAGCUUGUCAAGAUUCUUUGGUCACAAAAUAGAUUGACGGUGCACUUCCGAAAAAAAGAAGGUCGACCUAUCUUCGUAUAAAUACAGUGGUUUAAAUUGUUUGUUUGUAAAGGUUAAUAGGAAUUUUUCCUGCAUGAACAUGCUGUAAAUUUUAUUUUAAGGUUGCCUUUUUAGAAGUGGCAUAAUGUUCAUAUCUCGCUGCAGGCUUUCAGCUCUGUGAGAUGUUUGCCAUGGUGUAAGACGAUACGGCACCAGCUUCCUGGAUGUUCACCAUAAUGUUAAGCAAGCAUGUAACAUUAAUAGGAAUGGUCUCUUGCACAUUUCCUCCCCUUGGCAACAGGCUGCGCCAUGUCACACACGUGUUCUAGUUCGAAGCAUUGGUAGUGCACGUCCAUCAGUGACAAGCCGCUGUACAUAACAUCUCCUAACCAAAUUUAAGCUCUGUGCCACAUCCCGCUUUCAUGGCAUGCCACAGGGCUCACAUGCAUCAAGAUGCAUACUAUGUAAGUUGCUGUGGAUCUUUGUACAGGAGAGAUGUGUGAAGCAGGCUUAUUCUUUGGGUGUGGUGGACAUCCAUGGGGCUUUGCCAACAAGCUCUGCCUUUAUUUCCCUGCGAUGUGGUGAUUGUAAUCAGAUUUGUAUAGUGUGUUUACAAGAAACAAAGAGAAAUGAGCAGCGUACCACGUCAAAAAAAUGCAAAUUCAGUCGACUCUUUAAAGUGAGCUUGGAAAAUAAAUGUAAACUGUACAUCUGAAGUGAUGUUUAGGUUGAUGAAACUGAGUGAAGUUUUCGAGAACAGUCCAGUUUAUCAUGGAAUUCAAGAUGACAAAUUUUAUCUUAAUGUAAUCUACUUGUAUGUUAUUUGGAUUUCUCAUUGUUAUGCUUGU